Pseudomassariella vexata is the source of this 3665-nucleotide messenger RNA. Its product is annotated as C6 transcription factor RegA. The record is from RefSeq and is a predicted model, not a curated record. Bases 489 to 3389 code for a protein of 966 amino acids. Gene Ontology annotation, biological process: DNA-templated transcription; regulation of DNA-templated transcription. NCBI's taxonomy places the organism in Eukaryota, Fungi, Ascomycota, Sordariomycetes, Amphisphaeriales, Pseudomassariaceae. Gene Ontology annotation, molecular function: zinc ion binding; DNA binding; DNA-binding transcription factor activity, RNA polymerase II-specific. The transcript has 5 exons.
GUCUGGGCCUGACAACCCUGGACAAGACGUAGAUAACCACACUGAGAUCCUCGAAUGGCCCCAAGACUCGUACCUUUCAAAGUAUUAUUCACAGGGUGGCGUUUGGACCUUACCCUCCCAAGAUCUUCUCGAAUCGCAAUGCGUAGAAGUCGUUGAACUGGUUGCGCACGUCGCGGCACCCUGAAGACGAAGAAAACCCUCCGCCGGUACUUGGCCUACCCCUGCCAACGCCAAUGUGGGGAUGACGACGCUUGCUUGCUAGCUCUUUUCUGCCGACUCAACCACAACGUGCUAGUCCACCUAAAUACUUCUUUUCGGACAGCGCUCCCUCCCGCUUCGGGUUCACGCGAAUCUUGGUUUUUGAGACAUUGCACAGUCACCCAAUGUCCCGAGGACAGGACAGGACAAGGGAAUAAUUAUCCUGAUUUCGGACUAGCUGACAUGGUCCCUUUCAGCGGGCUUCGGUUCGAGCAGAGCAAAGCCCAAUCAUGUCGUCCAAUUCAAUAAGUCGUCUCCUCCACGCGAAUACCGUCCCGGAAGCCCACCAACCACUUACCGGCCCCAAUGUCAGCUAUACCAGUUCGGCCCAUGCAACCAAUUUUAAUUCCUUCACGUCGGCGCCGGCUCCGUCUCUGCUUCCCCCUCCUCCGCCUGCCGCGGCAGCCUCACUCCCGCCUCUGAAUAACCUGGGCCAGCCCACGCCCAGUGUUGGACCUAACCACGCUGCCCAAUUGCCACAAACCACACAAGCCAACACUCACUCUAUCACGCAGAGCCUCUACCAAUGUGCCGAUUGCCAGAAGCGUUACUCGCGCCCCGAACACCUCGCGCGUCAUAUCCAAACACAUACAUUGGGUAAAAGAUUCUUCUGUCAGGUCUGUGGCAAAGCCUUCGCCCGCGCCGACCUGUUGAAGCGGCAUGCCGCCAACCACGAUAAUGAUAACGACCCAGCCAAGAAGCGCAGACGGACUGACGCCUCCCUCGCCGCCGGCCGUGUCUCCCACGCCUGCCGGCCCUGUGCCGCUGCCCGUGUGAAAUGUGAAGAGGUCAAGCCCUGCACGCGAUGUCGCAACCGCAACCUCUUCUGCGAAUCCGCCUCGUCUGAACCCGGCUCGACUGCUGCAAUGCACCUUCUCCAUUUGUCAGCACAAGCGCAUUCAAGCGCACCGGAUUCUGUACAAGGCCCCUACUCGAAUCACUCUCCCAGUGGCACUAUACACACUCUAGGAGACAGCCCAGCCAAUAUGUCUAACGCAGCCAUCAAACCCGAGGAGGGUCAGCUGCCCACGCCAGAUACCAUGGUAGAACAUGGCGGCCAGAUGGAAACGUUCGCCAGCCCAUACCCUCCCAAUGGCAUGGUGGCUAUGAACAUGGCGAGGAUGCCUUUUUCGGAUUUCUUACGUGAUGUGCUGUAUGAGCCGUCGAUGAGCACGGCGCGACCGGAGGAAUCACAGGGCCUUGCUGUUCUCGACUUUUGUGACAAUACAAAUUACGACCUAACAGAAAUUGACUUUGGCCUGCUAGACCAUUGGAAUUUGGAUGGUAAUGUCAAUUCUCAGGGCGUCACCCAGGCAGCCACGCCACAAACAGACGACUCAGCCAUUGACAUGAACCACAUGAGACAGAAGUUGGUCAAGAUAUGGACCGACUCACCUUGGCGCUGGAUCCCUGACCCAAGAGACUCGGGAUAUGGGGAACACGGCAACUUGCCGGUGCCAGUACGAGACACCGCAAGUCAGAAGUUCCAAGAGAGCCAGAAGAGGCUGGAUCGAGUUGUCCAGGAGAAACUUGACCUGUCGAGUAGGGACAGGAUAUUAAGUAUCAUGCUACAGAUGUGCCAGAGCGACACUAUAAGAACACGUGUGGCUUCUUCAUUCCCCUCUGUUGAUGUAAUGGAUACGAUGACUCACAUUUACUUGGCUUCUCAUUCUUGCUCCGUUAGUGGUUGGAUUCACUGGGCUUCCUUUACCCUGAAUACACAAUGGCCGGAGUGGCUGGCAACAGCGGCGGCGGGGGGAGCUGUUAUGACCCCAGUCCCUACAAUGAGAAGGUUUGGUUUUGCAAUGCAAGAAGCAGUUCGACUCGCCAUUCCUGCGAGAUUCGAGGAAAAUAAUACCGUCGUAGAAGACCUCGGGCUCGUGCAAACUCUUGUGAUGUGUCAAGACAUUGGUCUAUGGAGUGGCAAUAGGCGUAAAAUGGAGAUCGCCGAGUGCCAUUUGUUGAUACCCAUUACGAUGAUGCGGUACCGGGGAAAGUUUCAGCGCUCCUCAUAUCCGUUCAUAACCGUUGAGCCAACGGAUGAAGGCCAAAUUCUCGAGGACAAGUGGCGCAGGUGGUACCAAUUGGAGUCGUGGAAAAGACUCGUGUUUCAUUGCUACCUACGGGAUGCUCAAACCUCGAUGACAACACUAGCCCCCCCAACAAUGUCAUAUGCGGAACUUACACUGCCACUUCCAGAAUCUCGUGAGCUCUGGUUUGCCAAGAGCGCCGCGGGAUGGAAAAGACAGUGGUUAUCAAGGUCGCCCGGCGUGAGCAAACGGCCACCUGCUUUAGGGGAUCUGAUUCGUGAUGUGAACCUUCUCACGGCAAACCACCAGCGCCUCGAUGCGCAAUACUCCAUCUCGGUUUACCUGCACUGCUUCUGGAAUUUGAUUCUCGAAUGGCGACAGCUAAGCUCGGUCCACCGAUCAUAUUCAUUCCGGGGGGCAUACCAAACCGGCCCUAACCUAAUACUCAACUCGCGACAUCAGGAACUGAGCAGAUUACUACAGAGUUUUCAACUGGUAACUUCGGACUGGCAUUCAUCUCUGUCAGCACAGGAGGGUCUUCUCCUUAAUCUAUUACAAAUGAACCUACACGUGUCUCUGGACGAUCUCCAGUUGUUCGCUGGCACAGAGGGCGAAGAUCAAGCACGUAGGGUUUACCCCAUCCUCCAACAGUGGUCCGAAAGCGCAGAAGCGCGGCAAGCUGUCUGGCACGCGGGCCAGAUCUUGCGCCAAGCCAAGCUUUUCCCUCACGGGCAUCUGAAGGACUUCUACGCGGUAGCAGUGCACCACGCAGCGCUGGCUCUCUGGACCUACGGAGUAGUCAUCAAGGCUAGCCGGCACCAGUCAUCACCGACUGAGAAGCAAGAAAUUGUAUGCAUUGACGGACUCGACUCGAACCAGAUCCAACGGUUUGUGGGCUUUGGUCAGGGGCGUCCAAGCAUUCGCUCCAGAGACGAACAACGCGUGGAGCCGCUAGACGACCCGAGAUCGUGCAUGAAUCUCAUCCAGGACACCCUUCGGGCAAAUUUCAAUGGAGAGGACCUCCUACCUCCCAUCGUGGAGAACCUGCGGCAGUUGAUUAAACAACUGGGAGAAGCUGCGUGGGCCGUAGGCCUGAGUUAGUGGUGUAAAUUAUGAAUGAGAAACGGCCGGAUGUUCGCUGAGAAUAUAUGGCACGAUUAUGUAACAUGGCGGGAUUUGGAUAAUUGGAAAAACUGUAGGAUGGGAUGGCAUUUGCUGCGAUUUCAAUGGUAGUUAAUUCUGUCCAAUGCGAACGAAAUGGCUACCAGGUACGAAGUACGUAGUCGGUGAUUUGACAGUAGGGGACUGAAGUACUCCGUACCUAGUUAUUACAAAUGCUGAAUUUGGAGCGCCGAGCCCCAGCCACGUGGCGCUUGC